Messenger RNA from Clarias gariepinus (North African catfish), 2035 nucleotides. RefSeq names its product abraxas 2, BRISC complex subunit (gene abraxas2). Bases 18 to 1280 code for a protein of 420 amino acids. Gene Ontology annotation, biological process: protein K63-linked deubiquitination; mitotic spindle assembly; attachment of spindle microtubules to kinetochore. Gene Ontology annotation, cellular component: nucleus. Gene Ontology annotation, molecular function: microtubule binding; polyubiquitin modification-dependent protein binding. The record is from RefSeq and is a predicted model, not a curated record. The transcript is spliced from 9 exons. Lineage: Eukaryota; Metazoa; Chordata; Actinopteri; Siluriformes; Clariidae.
GCGGGUAUGUUUCCAUCAUGGCGGCGUCGAUUUCGGGUUAUACUUUUAGUUCUGUGUGUUAUCACAGCGCUAACAGCAACUCCGACCAUGAGGGAUUCCUGUUGGGAGAAGUGAGGCAAGAGGAGACUUUAAGUAUAAGUGACUCUCAGAUUAGUACAUCAGAAUUCCUGCACAUAGUAGAAGUCCAUAACCAUGAACCAUGUGCCCAGCUCUUUAGCUUUUAUGACUACGCAGGUAAAGUCAAUGAAGAAAAUCUCAACCGAAUCCUCAAAGACAGGAGAAAAAAUGUUAUUGGCUGGUACCGGUUCCGCAGGAACACGCAACAGCAGAUGUCGUUUAGGGAACAGGUGAUCCAUAAGCAGCUCACACACUUACUGGGCAUCCCAGAUCUCGUCUUCCUUCUCUUCAGCUUCAUCUCCACAGCCAACAGUUCAACACAUGCACUAGAGUACGUUCUUUUCAGGCCCAAUAGAAGCAGGUAUAAUCAGAGAAUAUCUCUGAGCAUCCCAAACCUAGGCAACACCAGUCAGCAGGAGUAUAAAGUGUCUUCUGUUCCCAACACCUCCAAGAACUACGCCAGUGUUAUUAAAGAACAUGGAGCUGAGUUUUUUGACAAGGAUGGUGUGAUGAAAGACAUUCGAGCCAUUUUCCAGGUGUACAGUGCCCUUCAGGAGAAAGUGCAGGCUGUUUGUGCGGAGGUGGAUCAAAGCGAACGAGUGAAGGAGAAAAUCCAGGAAGAAGUUAAAAAGCUUAAAGAUGAGAUUGCACUCAGAAAACGUAGCACCACUGCAGAAGGGAGGAGUACGUGUUUCAGCAGCAACCAAGAGGCUCUGAACUCUGACGUCCACACACUGCAGGAUGACUCGAUUGUGUCUGAUUCAUCCCCUCCCUCACUGACACGCGUUGCUCUCCAGAGCCCUCCACUGGAACCAAGCCUGGAUUGGCAUGCAAACUCAGAGCCUGCUGCACUUUACACCAGUGAGCUGGCACCCGACCCACCCAGUGCGAUCCUGCUGCCACGCCCCCAGGCCGUGGGCUCACCUGGACAUCCCUCGCCCAGUCCAGGCAUAGGCAUGGGAAAUGGCGACGGCUCCAGCUCCGACUCUCUAAACCGGCACACUAUUGGCCAGGAGGACCAUGACGACGAGGAUGAGGACAGUAGUGAAUAUGAGAACUUAGUUAGCGAGCAGUUUCAAUCACCUCAUUUGACUGAAUCUUUAGGACGGCCGGCCACACUCUGGCCUGACGGGGACGCUCAUAGCUCUAGUGGUUCAUCCUGAUCCAGCACCCAAAAUUAGGGGAGAAACAGACAGCGCCAGGAAUUAUAGGGAAAUCGAGAGAGAAAGAAAGACAGGGCUGAGGAAGAAUGGCAAGUAACCACUAUAUCUUUGCUGCAGGACAGCAGCAGGUCAUUUUGACCAAGUAAAACUGCUCGCUCUCCCUCUCUCUCUCUCUUUCUCUCUCUCUCUCUCUCCUCCUCCUGUCUUAAUUUCUCUCUCUUUUUCUCUUUCUCAUUUCCUCUGUUCUCCCUGAGAGGAGAGACCCAUCCCACUUAUCAGUUACUUAUAAGCACUGCUACCAACCAUGAUCAUGCGAUUAUUAGUAUUUACCUUGCACUAUUUUGACCUUUUCUCAAUCCGCAUUCAAGUAGAUAAAACAAAGGAAAUGAUUUCUUCUGCGGCCUUCAAACUCAUCUUCGUAUGACCUUUCUUGCCACAGUCAACUGUUGUUCAGUUUGACUUCACAAAUCUGACUGAUUUUAUCCCCAGUUCAUGAACUUUUGCUCAACAAUUAUUUUGGCCUAUUUAUGGAAGUUACCAAAAAGGACACUGUGGCCAUUUAUGUUACUUUGAUUAGGGGUGCUUAUAUUACUUUUACAAAAUACAAAUUAAUAACACAAUUUGAUUUGAUUUAAAAAGAAAACCUCUCCCUAAAUGAACAGAUAUUUUGUGUUGAUCUGCACUUUUCAUUGUACUUUAUAAGAAUCCUCUCAGUCAUAUGGUUGGAGUAAACAUCUCUCUUCCAUGCCACUGAA